CGUCUGCCUCCAGCUCGACGACGUCCUUUAUAAGUCCGCGGCGGAGGUUUCCAAAUUCGCGACGGUGGCUUUAGUCGAUUUUGAUUCCGAGGCAGUGCAAGUUUACGUGAAGUAUUUCGACAUCACUUUGAUUCCUUCCACUGUUUUCUUCUUCAAUGCUCAUCAUAUGAAGAUGGAUUGUGGGACUGCCGAUCAUACAAAGUGGGUAGGAGAAUUUAAGACAAAACAGGACUUCAUUGAUGUUGUCGAGGCGAUAUAUAGAGGAGCAAUGAAAGGGAAGCUGAUUGUAACCUGUCCCCUUCCUCCAGAGCAGAUACCAAGGUUUCAGUUGCUGUACAGAGAUGUGUAACACUUAUAUAGUAGCUGUACUCCCUCUUUUCUAAUAUUUUUUUUCUUACAAUUUUUCUUCUUCUAAUUUAUAUAUAUUGAUGCUUGUUUUUAUUUUUAAAAACAAAUCUCAUGUCCUUCCAUUAUUAUAGCCAUGGUCCAAGG
This is a messenger RNA of Cuscuta epithymum, 492 nucleotides long. Lineage: Eukaryota; Viridiplantae; Streptophyta; Magnoliopsida; Solanales; Convolvulaceae. The record is from the annotation of a GenBank genome assembly.